AUGGUGCUCAUGCGUCGACCCGACAAGCGGCGCGGCAACGAGAGCGAUGCAGCGCUCCCUGUCGCGAGCAACAGAUCGAUCGGCGCGAAUAAGGGCGUGCGGUCGAUGAGCGGGGCGCGCUCGGGCCGCUUUGCCGCCGACAUGCGCGCGCACGUGGGCGGCUACGGCCGCGCCGACCAGACCUGGGGCGUGGACCAUCCAUGGCACUCGAGCGGGGGAGGCGGCGCGUUGUUUGCCCAAUUGUGUGCAAAAGACCAUAUGGAAGAGGGCGUGCAGGAAGGAGAGGACGAGGACGACGGGACGGUGGAGACGCCUGUGCGCGGCCUCAGUCGGGCGCAGCUGAAGAAGCGCAAGGCGAAGCUCAAGAAGACAGGAUUACCGGCGCACGAAGCGGCGGAAAAGGCACUGGAAGAGGCAAAAGAAGCGGCGCAACGACGCAUCGACGAGGAGCAGCGGCGGCUCGCGGAGCUGGUGAAGGAGCGACAGGACGCUGCGACUCGGAAGAAGCAGAAGAAACAGCAGGAGAAGCUUCAGCUCGAGUCAGGACAAGUGGAUGCGACGGACGUCGAGACAAAACGAGCAGAGAAGCGCAAAGCGGAGAAGCAAAAGAAAAAAGACGAGCGGCGAAAAGCGGUUGAGCAGACGGAGCAGCAGAAGACGGAGGAGCACGAGGAGACGAAGACGCGCGAGACACUGGCUGCUGCGUAUGAGCAGGUGAUUGGCAGUGAAGUAACGACCAAGAGUGGGCUGGUCUUGCAGGAUCAACGCAUUGGAAAAGGGAAGCUGCCGUCUCGUGGCGAGAUGCUUACGGUCAAGUACCGUGGGCGACUGGGACGCGAUGGACUUGUGUUCGGCAAGGGCAUGCUCACGACGACGUUUGGCACAGGGUCGGUCAUUGCUGGAUGGGAAGAAGGUAUGGCAACGAUGCGUCCUGGCGGCGUGCGGUUACUGACGAUCCCGCCGGAGCUGGGGUACGGAGAAAGCGGCAAGGGCGACAAGAUCCCGCGCAACUCGACGCUGUUUUUCGAAGUGGAGCUGGUGCGCAUUGGCACGCGAAAGCGCGAGACCGUUGACGAGGACGACGUCCCGCUGCCCAAUGCAUUCCAGCGCAAGCGAGUCAAGCAGCCAGCUGGCAACAAGUGCGAUGCAAUGGAGACCGACGGACCCGCCCAGUUGUCGAAGAGUCAACAGAAGCGACGACGUCGGAACCGAGUCAAGCAUCGGAGUGAGGUCGUUGCUGCUUGA
Hyaloperonospora brassicae is the source of this 1245-nucleotide messenger RNA. NCBI's taxonomy places the organism in Eukaryota, Oomycota, Peronosporomycetes, Peronosporales, Peronosporaceae. The record is from the annotation of a GenBank genome assembly.